Mizuhopecten yessoensis (Yesso scallop) is the source of this 14051-nucleotide messenger RNA. Its product is annotated as multiple epidermal growth factor-like domains protein 6. Gene Ontology annotation, molecular function: protein tyrosine phosphatase activity. The transcript has 22 exons. Gene Ontology annotation, biological process: protein dephosphorylation. Lineage: Eukaryota; Metazoa; Mollusca; Bivalvia; Pectinida; Pectinidae. The record is from RefSeq and is a predicted model, not a curated record. Bases 130 to 9840 code for a protein of 3236 amino acids.
GCGCCCAAUCAUGCGUGCGCUCUAUUCGCAGGUAAAUCACAUAGGAAUUUUACCUAUUAAUGCAUAGCUGUCCUACCUGUACGUACCUGUGGCGAGUGCUAAGGAUGACACUGUGAUAACUGUGUUACUAUGGAUAUACCCGUGUUGUGGCUGCUGUUUGGCCUGGCCUGUUACGUGGGAUACGCCCAAGGUGUGUGUCCUUCUGGGCAGUGGGGUGACACGUGUCAAAACACGUGCAGCGCUCAGUGUUUCACCUCAACUCCGUGUAGAGAGACGACAUCGGUUUGUGGAUGUCAACAGACCACCGGACGCUGUCAAACGUGCAACCAGGGCUAUUUCGGGGAGAACUGUACCUUUCCAUGUUCUGAUUCGUGCACAGUCGGUUGUAACCGAGCUAACGGCGAGUGUGCAAAUGUUGGGGAUUGUUCUAAUUGUUUAAACGGAGAAAACAGCUGCGUGUCCGGAAAAUGCACGGCGUGUAAACAUCAGAUGUUCGGCGAGACAUGUGACACUGCUUGUUCCUUCUGUGAUCGUGGCUGUGAACAAGAUAAUGGUCAGUGUUACCCUGAAUUCUGUGCCAAUUGCGAAGGUGGGGUCGCUAACUGCGAUACUACGAACUUUGUGUGUGUCGGGACCUGCAUAUCCGGGACCUAUGGGAACGAUUGUCAACAAACAUGCGCACAAUUCAGUGGAAUAAGUAAUUGCAUCACGUGUAUAGAGACCACGGAUCCGAUGACAUGUGGGGCGUGUAGCGAGGGGUAUUACAGCGCCGUGACGUCAUGUUCGCCAUGCAGCGACGGAUGUGUAAGCAACAGUUGUGCGGCAACCGAUGGGUCAUGCCUGCAGGGCUGCAUAUCCGGUAGAGGCGGCCGGAUGUGCGAUCAGUUUAAGUGUGAGGUCAGCAACUGCGCCACGUGUCAGACAAACCAACAUCUACAGUGUUUGACAUGUAACUCUGGGUAUUAUCUAACGAGUCCAGCAUGUACUCGAUGUCAUGAGAAUUGCAUUUCCCGUUCUUGUGACGUCACUUCCGGUAGAUGUUCGUUUGGAUGCGUUGAUGGCUGGUACGGUGAUAAAUGUGAAAAUAAAUGCGGAAAUUGUUCUGGAAUCGCGUGUGACCGAGAUGUCGGGUCGUGUAUCGGCUCGUGCGUGCCGGGCUACACUGGUAGCUCAUGCAAAGACCAAUGCAGCUCAAAAUGUCUGCUGUCAUGUGACAAAUUCACAGGUACGUGUAACGCUUGUCCAAAUGGAAAAUAUGGCGAAACGUGUGACUACCAGUGCACAAGUACAUGUAAUGACAUUUCGUGUGAACAAUUGACUGGAAACUGUAUUGCUACGUGCCAAACGGGUUACUAUGGUGCGCAAUGCAGCACGCCUUGUUCUACAAAUUGUGUUAGUUCUGUUUGUGACAAGAUCGGGGGACGAUGCACUAUCGGAUGCAACAGUGGUUACCAUGGCGACUUAUGUUUAGAUCAGUGUCCAGUGAGGUGUUUUCCACGCACGUGCUUCAGGAGUACAGGACAGUGCAGCAACGCUUGUAUCCAAAGCUUCCAUGGGGCAUUCUGUAAUGAAACCUGUAGUUCCAGCUGUGAGGGCGGAACAUGUCAGAAAUCUUCAGGCUACUGUUCCCAAGGCUGUAAAUCUGGGUUCUGGGGUAACACUUGCGCAGAUCAAUGCGCUACAGGAUGCGCAGCGCGUUGUGUACAGACCUUGGGUGUUUGUUUAGCUGAAGACGGUUGUCGGGAUGGUUUUUUCGGCAAUUACUGCAACAUAACAUGCAACGACAGAUGCGCAGACAACAAGUGCUUACAAACCAAUGGCGACUGCGAAGGUAGGUGCGUGGCUGGAUAUUAUGGGCUGUUCUGUAACAAUGAAUGUAAAACAUGCGCAGGGGGUCUAUGUAAUAGGGACACGGGAAAAUGUGACGGACAAUGUUUAAACGGUUACCAUGGCGACAGCUGCCUGUUUAACUGUAGCACCCAGUGUUUUGGAUCGUUAUGUGAUAAAACUACCGCUAAGUGUCAGGGGUCGUGCGUAUUUGGUUACCAUGGAGAUUAUUGUGAUCGGACAUGUAGUCAAACGUGUGCGACUGGAGGGUGCGUUAAAUUGACUGGCGAGUGCUUGGGAGGCUGUACCCAGGGCUACUAUGGUAGCUACUGCAACAUGACAUGCGCAGAUGUUACCGGGCAACCACAGUGUGUCACGUGUUUAGCAUCAAACACCGGCUACACGUGUAGUCAGUGUUCAUACGGGUUCUAUGCUGACGGCACAUGUAAGUUAUGCAACCUGGGAUGUCUGAGUAGCGAAUGCUACGGUAAUAACGGCACGUGCACAUCUGGGUGUAAUGUAGGUCGCACAGGCGCUAAAUGUGACGAGAUUUGUAGUAAUAAUUGCGCGGGAGCCGUUUGUGAAAUAGAUGGCGUCUGUAAAUUCGCGUGCGUCAGCGGCUAUUACGGGACGUACUGUAAUCAGACGUGUGGGAAAUGUACAUCCGGGACCUGUGGGCGCACUGAUGGAACAUGCAACGUUUCCUGUCUGAAUGGUUUCUAUGGGAUCCAGUGUAAAGAUAUAUGUUCGACGUCUUGCAGCUCAAGGAUAUGUAACCAGAAUAGCGGUAAGUGCCUUGCUUGCCCAGACGGUACCUGGGGUUUCUCCUGUGAGCACCAGUGUAACCGAUGUGAUGGCCCCUGUGAUCAAGACACAGGAGUCUGCCGUGGGGUAUGUAUUGGCAACACGCAUCACGGGGACUACUGUAACGUCACGUGCAGUUCUACUUGUGUCAACAACAACUGUCAGAAAGCUGACGGACGUUGUUCCGGAACCACCUGCGUAGAUGGAUAUUUCGGCGACUUCUGUUCGUCGGGAUGUGAAACUAACUGUAGAGAUGGUCGCUGUGACAAGACCACGGGCCACUGUGAGGGUGAGUGUGCUAUAGGUUUCCAUGGAGAUUUCUGCACUUCUGCCUGUCCUUCGCAAUGUCUCGAUCUCUUGUGUAGUAGAUUUACUGGUGUCUGUGUAAGGGGUUGUGUACCGGGUUACCGUGGCGACCAAUGCAGUUCUACGUGCAGCUCCCAAUGUGGGGAUAACACAUGUAACCAGCACACGGGUGCGUGCGAAGGCACGUGCGUAAAUGGAUACUUUGGUCCAUUCUGUAACAUUUCGUGUAGCAAUUGCUUGGACGGAAGAUGUGGCAAAACGGACGGUACAUGUUUGGGCCUUUGUAGAUCUGGUUUCCAUGGCGACAAGUGUCUAACGCAAUGUACCAACGCAUGCGUAGGACCAAUCUGUGAAAAAUUGAGUGGAAAGUGUUUAGGGGCCUGUCAGAACGGUUUUUAUGGCAACUUUUGUAAUAUAUCGUGUAGCACGAACUGCCUCAACGGAAUUUGCAUAAAGUCCAGUGGUGUGUGUGGAUCCGGUACGUGCGCCACUGGAUUCUAUGGAUCCUACUGCAACAUGACAUGCGUAGAUGUAACUGGUGACGUCAGAUGCACUCAAUGUCAGGGUGUGUCAAACAAUUACUAUUGCAUCGACUGCAGUACAGGGUACUACGCCGACAACACGUGUAAACUCUGCAGCGCGGGUUGCUUGAACGGCCAGUGUUUCGGAAACAAUGGAACGUGCGAGUCCGGAUGUAUCACUGGCAAGCGCGGGCUUAUGUGUGAUGCUGACUGCAGUACCAGUUGCCAGGACAACAAAUGUAGUGUGUCUGGCGUAUGCACUGUCGGAUGCGUUGUGGGAAAAUACGGCGCCUACUGUGACCAGAACUGCGGAGGUUGUACGUCCGGUAGGUGUGACAUCACUACCGGUAACUGUGACAGCCCCUGUGUCACCGGCUACCACGGGGGUCAAUGUAAGGAUGUAUGCUCAGGCUCCUGUAAAGAUUCAAUAUGUAAUAAAGCGGACGGUCGCUGUGGAAACUGUAAUGCCGGGAAAUGGGGAUUUUAUUGUCAGUUCACGUGCCCGAAUUGUGCUGCGGGGAUUUGUUAUCAGGACACGGGCGCAUGCUUAGGUCUUUGUGCUGACACUUCCUUCUAUGGUAGCCACUGCAACGAGAGCUGCAGCAACUUGUGUGCCGACAACCGGUGUCAGAAAGACGACGGCCGAUGUAUCGGAGCCUGCAUUGGAGGCUACUGGGGCGAGGAUUGCUUCACGCGCUGUGACCUAAACUGCAAGACGGGAAUGUGUCAGAAGGCUAACGGAUACUGUUCGGGUGAGUGUGCACUAGGAUUUUAUGGUAAUUUCUGCAACUCGACCUGUCCUACCUCUUGUAGUUUAGUAUCAUGUGACAAAACUCUGGGAUCCUGUACGGAUGGAUGCAAGUCUGGUUUCCAUGGCACUUAUUGUGAGCAUGCGUGUAGUGACGGGUGUCUGUUGAGUUGUUACCAGACCGGCGGAGAAUGCGACGCGACUGCGGGUUGUAAACCCGGACGAUUCGGGCCCUUCUGUGCCGACGGAUGUAGUCAAUACUGUCUCAAUAACAACUGCGACCACAUCACCUCACACUGUAUAGACGGAUGCAUGCCGGGAUUUUGGAGUUCAACUUGCAACGAAACGUGUGAUACAACUCGCUGCGCCGACCCGAACUGCGACCCGGCGGACGGAAGUUGUCGCGGUGUGUGUCAAGCUGGGCUCUAUGGCGCUAACUGUUCACUGAUCUGUAGCGCUAAUUGCGAGAAUAAACUCUGCGAUCAGGCGACGGGGCGGUGCAGUGGAAACUGUAAUGCGGAUUACUAUGGUCCCAUGUGUGAUCAAGACUGUAGCAAAUGUGCAACUGGGUUAUGCGACCGUUCCAGUGGAGCAUGCACGGGUGAGUGUGACCCCGGCUACCAGGGAACGUUCUGUCAGGACAGGUGCAGCAGUAGUUGUGCGGGAGGGACCUGUAAUAAGCUGACAGGGCGUUGCGUGAAUGGUUGUGUGAACGGCUACUAUGGCGAUCUGUGUACCGAAGUCUGUAGCUCGUUGUGUGACAAGAGUUUAUGUCACCAGAACACGGGACGUUGUGAUACGUGUACCCCGGGCAGGUUCGGAGAGACGUGUACCAGUUCUUGCGACCCACACUGUGGCGGGAAUAUUUGCGACCGGAACACGGGUCAAUGCGUAUCGGGGUGUACUGUCGGAUAUCACUCGAUGUAUUGUAACCAAACAUGUGCGGCCGGAUGUUCCUCAAAUAUUUGUGACUGGCUGACUGGAAACUGUGCGAGUGGAUGUACAAAUGGUUACUACGGAAGUCGAUGUAACAAUUUGUGUGAUGCCUCCUGUCGGAACAGCGCGUGUGAUCAGACAAGCGGUACGUGCACGCAGGGAUGCGUCAAUGGACGUUAUGGAGACACUUGUACGUCACAAUGUGUCAACUGUGACACGUGUGACCGAGUAACUGGUAACUGUGUAUGCCCAGAGGGUAAAUAUGGCAGUGACUGCACUCUCAACUGCGCAGGCACGUGCCAGAAGUCGCUCAAUCUGUUUCCGGUUUGUGAGCGUGUGACAGGACGCUGCUCUUUGGGCUGUGAAUUAGGGUUCUACGGUGACAUUUGCGAUCGUAAUUGCAUUUUGCCCCAUCGAUGUUUAUCUGCAGGAUGCGCUCAGACAAACGGAGCAUGUAUAGGUGCAUGCAUCACCGGAUGGAGUGGCUCCUGGUGUAACCAACUCUGUGGCGCCCAGUGUGUGGACAGCGUGUGUGACCAGACUUCUGCGCACUGUACCCGCGGUUGCCUGAACGGUUACUAUGGAGACGUUUGCGAUAUGCAAUGUCCAAACUGCUUGACAUGUGGUCGGAAUGGAGUUUGUCUAAGGUGUCAGUCAGGGAAGUACGGAACAAAUUGUCUGUCUAGCUGUCCUAACUGUCAGACGUCCACGUCAUCAAAUAUCACGUGCAACGUCAGUUCUGGGAUCUGUUUGCACGGCUGUAAAAAUGGUUUCUAUGGGGACAAGUGUAAUAGUUCGUGCUCUAAUUGUCUAACCUGUAACGCGAUGGGUGCAUGUUUGUCUUGUCCCGCCGGAAAGUUUGGCGAAAACUGUCUGUCCAACUGUCCGAACUGUCGGACGUCGUCCACCUCCAGCAGCACGUGCAAUGUGGGCGAUGGGACUUGCAUGUUUGGCUGUAAAACUGGUUUCUAUGGCGACAGGUGUAACAGUGCGUGCAGCACAGGCUGUAAAAAUGGCUGUAAUACAUUAACAGGAAUAUGUAUUGAUGGAUGUCGCGCAGGUUUCUAUGGCAACAGAUGUGAAGGAUCAUGUUCGGCUUGUUACACCUGUGAUGGGGCCGGUAAUUGCCUCCAAUGUUUCGCCGGAAAGUUUGGAGCUCAGUGUUCAUCAAGUUGUCCAAAUUGUCGAGCGGUUGACUCAUCUGUAGAAACGUGCGACAAAGGUUCCGGCAUCUGUCUCAAUGGCUGUAACGCGGGUUACUUUGGCAACAGAUGCAAUACGGAUUGUAACAGUGAAUGCUUCAGUGGUUGCACGAGCUCCGGUUCCUGUAUUAAUGGCUGCAAUGUAGGUUUCUAUGGUAACAAGUGUGAAAAUACUUGCAGCAUUGGUUGUGCUAAUGGUUGCAAUUUAGCGACUGGGAUUUGUGUAGGAGGCUGUCUUAGUGGUUACUAUGGCAGCACGUGUAACGUUACUUGUAGUAGUGGUUGUGUUGGUGGCUGCGGUGUGAGUUCAAAUAUAUGUGAUGGUGGUUGUCGGGACGGUUUCUUUGGCGACAGAUGUGAUAUCACGUGCAGCAUUGGAUGUCAGGGCGGUUGCGUCACUGGUACAAGUACUUGUAAAGAUGGAUGUGUCGAUGGUUUCUAUGGCAUCAAGUGUGACGGUAUCUGUAGCGAUGGAUGUCAAAAUGGGUGUACUGCUGGCACCAGUGUUUGCGCGGGUGGCUGCAAGACUGGUUACUAUGGUGAUAGAUGCGAUGGACGAUGCAGCAACGGCUGCCAAGCUGGCUGUGAAACAGUAUCUGGUACAUGCAUAAAUGGCUGUAUCAAUGGUUCCUAUGGCGAUAAAUGUAACAAUAGUUGCAGUAUUGGUUGUCGCAGUAACUGUGAUGCAUCCACGGGAAUAUGUAUCGGCGGAUGUGUAACUGGUUUCUAUGGCAACAAAUGUGAUACAAACUGCAGUAAGGGAUGUUCCUCUGGGUGUGAUGCAGUCAAUGGACUUUGUGUUGGAGGAUGCCGUUUCGGUUUCUAUGGCAACAAAUGUCAGUUCCCUUGCAAUGUUGGAUGUCUGGAAGGAUGUGAAGCAGGAACAGGAUUAUGUAUCGGAGGAUGCCAUCCUGGUUAUCAUGGAAACAUGUGUGAAUAUAACUGUAGUUUGAGCUGUGUUGGCGGAUGCUCGCAAGGAACCAGUUUGUGUACAGGUGGAUGUCGGGAAGGUUGGUUCGGACAGAAGUGUACUUCGGGAUGUUCGAGCUGCGGCACAGACAACGGACGUGUGAACUGUAACGUCACGUCGGGGGCGUGUCUGUUCGGCUGCAAAGCAGGUUACUAUGGCCCUUACUGUAACUUUACAUGUCAUGACACGUGCAAACCAAAUGCAUGUCAAAUGGGCAACGGAUACUGUCUUUCUGGCUGUAGUGACGGAUACUGGGACGACAAAUGUGAUCGGACGUGUCUGUCCCUCUGCACAAACGGGACUUGCAGACAAGCGGACGGAUACUGCCCUUCUACAGUUGUGACGAAACCGGACGGUACUAAAAACCUCCCUCUAAUUAUCGGGCUGUCGGUGGCUGGGGGGAUACUCAUCCCCUUCAGCAUCGCUAUCAUAUGCUGCUGUCAGCGAAGUCACGGACAGGAUCAGGCGACUCUGGUGAACGGGAAUGUAGCUCUGGUAGCUAAUGGCGACAGCAAAGAGUAUAUCGGCGGGCUGGACAACAUAAGCUCCAGAAGUUUUACUGGCUCCAAGUAUGGACAGGUCGGGGAGCAAAUUAGUAUCCACGCCCCACUCGGUCAUCUCACCCACAGGUCGGCCGACGCCCACAGUGGCAGCCAUGUUUCAUCAUCGUACAAUACCAGCUUCAACCCUACUCCACACCUGACCGGAAGUCACUUGGGCGUAUCUCAUUUGUCCGCGGACAGAAUUGUCAUGUCAUCGUUUGUCCUCCUAGACGGAACCAAAGGGGUCAAAGUUGAAGAUUUCUCGGCUUUCAUGACACAAAUGAAGAUGUCAGAUCGAGGCUUUGAGAUGGAGCUUGCGACUCUACACCAGGGCCUCCAGCAUCCCCAUGCGGCCGCCAUGCGCCCGGAAAACAGGGCCAAGAAUAGGUACAAGGAUGUUUACCCAUAUGACCAUUCGAGGGUAAUACUGAACGCUGAUGACGGUGACUACACAGAUUACAUCAAUGCGUCAUAUAUUGACGGGUACCAAUCACCCAAAGCUUACAUAGCGUGCCAAGGCCCCACUGAAAACAUGGUGAACGACUUUUGGAGAAUGAUCUGGCAACUAAACUGUCAGACAAUCAUCAUGGUCACCAACUUGGUGGAGGGAGGGGUUACCAAAUGUAUGCAGUAUUGGCCGGAAGAAGGGGAGGAGGUUGUGUACGGUGAAUUCACCAUAGCUUGUGAUGACGUCGAGCGUUAUACUGACUUCCGGAUAUCCAAUCUUAAUGUCAGCUCGAAUGGUGAGAUGAAGACGCUGAGACACGCCCAGUUCCUGUCCUGGCCAGACAAAGAAGUUCCCAAAUACGUCACGCCCCUUGUAGAGUUCCACGAUAAAGUCAAGUCUAGUGAUACACCCUGCGUGGUCCACUGUAGUGCCGGUGUUGGCCGUUCCGGGACGUACAUCGCCAUGGAUUACUUACUGGAGCAGGCGGACACCCAGGGAUCCGUGAACGUCCACGAGUGUGUGGCCAAGAUGAGGGACAGUCGGGUCAACAUGAUACAGACUGCGGGCCAGUACCAGUUCCUCCACGUGGUGUUGGAGGCGGCGCUAAAAAACAGAGAUACGACGGUGUCGGUGGAGGAGUUCUCACAGUACUAUAACGUCCUCAGACGGGACAGCGACUCGCACUCUCAUCUUCACCGCCAGUUCGAGAAUCUGACCUGUCCCACAGAAAUGGAGUAUGAAGCCGCACAUAUGCCAGAAAAUCUACCUAAAAAUAGGAACGCAAACAUUUUGCCACCUGAUGACUGUCGGGUUUAUCUGUGGUCCAGGAUGAAAGGCUGUAACGAUUACAUCAACGCUGUCUACCUACCGACAUUCAAAGAGAAAUACGCAUUCAUAGCGACAGAGUUUCCCCAGAACCGGACCGUGGUUGACUUCUGUCGCCUAGUAUACCAGGAGGAGUGUCGCACUAUAGUCAUGAUGAACAACACCUUCAGCGGAGACAAGAAACAUGAAAACUAUUGGGGCGGUUUGAAUCAACAGAUGGGAUGUGGCCCGUUCCAGAUAAAGGUCACACGCGAGGAGGUCAAGGACGGAUACAAAGUUCUCACCAUGGAAUUUAGGUUUGACGUUGAGGCACUGGCUGGGGACCUGGGAGCGGAGGAUAAGGGCAGUGUACAGUUACGACAGUACCAAUACAGUGGCUGGGAGGAAGGCCGACUUCUUCCUUCGAAUCUCGACGCCCUCCUUAACAUGAUUGAUGACAUCAGAGAUUGGAACGCCAGCUCGAGCGCCAAGGGGAAGCCACUCAUCGUUCACUGCAUGGACGGGGCGGAGAGGAGCGGUCUUUUCUGUGUGAUGGCGGCCGCGGUAGAGCGACUGAGGGCCGAGGAAAACGUCAGUAUGGUUCACACCAUCAACCAAAUGAGGGUCCGACGUCCUCAGGUUAUACCGAAUAUAGAGCAGUUCCGGUAUUGCCAUGAAGCCAUUCUCCAGUACAUUGAGCAUCACUACAACAACGGUGACAUCAUAUUGUAGAGUUACCAUAGUAACAGUUUCGUCAGUAUAACAAAAUGAGAUAUUGUCAUAUAUCAACAAACUUGGUCUUCAUAGCAACGGUGACAUCGGAACAAAAUAUUUAUCGAUAGAACAACAGUGACGUCAUAUUGUUAAGUCAUGGUACCAAAGACGCUUUACUUCAGCAAAGGUGACGUCAUUAUAUGAAGAAUAAACAACGGUGAUAUCGAAAGAUAACGAACAAACGUUUGGCAAUGCGAAAGCAUUGGCAAGCCCACUAGUAAAAUACUAUGUAAUAUAGCAACGUUGACGCUAGAUUCACAAAAGUGACGUCAUAUGUUACAGUAACUGUGAUAAUAUCGCCCCCUAGCAACAUAAUUGUAUCUAUGACAACGCUGAAUUUAUAAUGAUAGGUCACCAUAGCAACAGACUUGUCACUAAUUAUUUCAGAGACACGGUGCAUGAGUUCAAAUAAAUCAUAACAACAGCAACGAUGACGUCAUUUGAAAAGAAUCCAUAACAACACCAUCGUAAAUAUGGUGAUAUAUUAAACAUUUAUAAUUAGCACCACCUAAAGAACAUCAACACCAUAUCCUGGUCUAUCAUAAUUGAUGACCACGGACAUGACUGCUUCCUGUAGGUAUGGAGACCACCGAUUAAGCUGUCUGUGAUUAAGAUACAGUUUAUCUGUGUCGAGAAGUCUUAGCUGAAAACUAAUUAAUCAGCUAAAAGUCUGACACCGUGAUAUUUCUUCGCUACGCAAUGGUUGAAUGUAAUAGAACAAGGGGAAGCAACUCGUCCUUGCCUGUGAACCAGUUUGCAUGGGCGUCAUUUUCUAAGGGGAAAAAACUCAUCCUUGCCUCAAAUUGUUUGGUUUGUAUGACAUGUGAUAUUACUAUUAUCUAUUUAAUAUAUAUAUAGUACAUACAUUUCUCAUCCAACUUUCUUUUUGUGCCAUAUUUAUGUUUUUAAUCAUUAUUAUGAUACUCUGUACGGUUUGUGGUAUAUAUACAGGUCAUUCGACAGACGAUUUUUUUUAUCGUUUUAUAAAUACUAUUUCUUCUUUAAAAGUGAUCUAUGAUAUUGAAAAAAAUACCUUGACAGUAUUCAUACAAACGAUGGAUGUUUUUUGUCCUAUUUUUAGAAAGCAAACCUUCUUAAUUUGAAAGGUAUCUUGACUUUUAUUUGAGUGGUUUUUUUCAGAGCAUGGAGUUUUGUGAAGGAACAGGACAAAUGAUGUUAGCGUUAUCAUGGAACUUUUAAGAAGGGAAAUGAUUGUAGAUGGGUUUUUUUCUGACGAGGUAGAUAAAUCUAUGUGAACUGUCAUCCGUCUUGUUUAUAUCCAUAAUGACAUAAAUAUGUAUCAAUAUGGUAGAGUAUUCUACGUUUAUCGUGUGUGGAAGAGAGUUUUUACGAUUACUAGGCGAUCACCAGAAAUCAUAAAUCAUGUUUUACUAUAUGGUCAGAUUUUUUAUCUUUUAUUUCAAGAAAGUUUCAUAUCCCCUCUCCGGUUAAAAAUAUAAUCUUUAUUUCUUUUACAAAAAUUAUGAAACAAUUAUCGAUAUUUUUAAGUGUAUAUAUUACUGUGGUAUUCAUCAUAAUUUUACAAGACAUAUCCUAUCUUUAAUCAAAACAGGGAAGAUUGAAACUGAUCACUGGCGUCAUAAACCUCAUACAAUGCUCGCUGUAAUUGCUGACGUCAUUGACCUCGUACGCUGUAAUUGCCGACGUUGUCCUCAAAACUCUAAUUUUCAUAGAGGAUUUCUUUUACAUGAGAAUUUUCAGCAGAACUAUUUGGUUUCCGUCCAACGACUACGAAAGUGUAGUGAAAUAGUGUAUUACUGAAAUUAUGAGGAAUCGUAAUCGUAAUCGUUAAACUACUGUUCCACGUGAAGGUGACCAGUCUUUAGAAUGAAUGCAUUAAUUCAUUUUUUCAAAGCACAAUAUCAAAAUUAAGUUAUAGUCUUGCCUGGUUUGCCCCUGGUUGUUGUGAUAAAUGAAAUCCCUAUGUGUGUACGUUAUUAUCUUAUUUACGUUGAAAAUUCAAUUAUUCAGCUUUAAAUGUCAUGUAUAUAAGGAAACAUCAGGAGUGAUUAAAUCCGGGUGUUUUUUGUACUUCAUGAAUAUCAGUAUCGACCCUGGUUGGUCAGAAUCUGUUUAAAUUAAUUACUGAUUUUGUACAAAUUUUCGAGAUAAAACGAAAGUUUCAGCAUAUGUGAAAAUGUUUAAAAUUAUGUUCUGCUUCUUGUCUUCAUAUGAAUAGUUUACAUUCAUAUUCGUAUGAUUUUAAGGCAUUUUCAAUAUGUUGCAAGCAUGAUUUAUUUUUCUGUGUUAACUUUUCAUCAAAUUAAUUGGAAGUAGAUGUUGAAUUUAGAGUUCGCAGGUCAAUUUCCGGUAAUCUAUAGUCCGGAAUAUAGGAUAUUCGAGAUCUAGGGUCCGAAUUAUAGAAUAUUCGAGAUCCAGGGUCCGUAUUAUCUAUAGGUCCUGGGAUCAAGAGUUCCGGAUUAUUGAGUUUCUGGACUCAGGGUUCGGACUAUCGAGUUUCCGGGAUGUUAGAGUAUGAAUGAUCCAAUUCCUGAAGUAGAGUGUAACGCAUGGGAAGUUAGUAUACGUUUGAUAUCGUGAUCCCUGUAUACAUGUACUUAGUCCGCCCAAACAGUUUUUUUUCAAUUUAUUGCAAUUAUUUUACAAUUUUUAAAACAUAAUUAACCCCCCAAAAAACAGUUUAAUAAAACAUGUCAAUCCGUCCAAUGAAUUAGGGGCCAACUGUUGUCUCGAAGGUACAUAUAUGUAGUUUCCUACUAGUUUAUGCAAUAACAAACUCAAAGUUUGGUAGGUACGCUUGUUAUAAAACACUUUUAUGGAGUAGAGUGGGCGAGAUAUCUUAGUGUGGAAACACAAAUUAUUUCUGUGUGAAAUUUUAUUUUUUUUAUUUUUUUCAGUCUUAACCUUGCCAAUUUUUAUUUAAAUGUUUUCCUCUUAGAAGAGAAUUCCUUUUGCUCGGCAGCCAUUACGUCGACAGGUAGUAUUUUAUAUAUACAAUGUAUCUAAUCACCUUGCUGUACAAAGUGAAUUUUGACUUUUGACUUUUACAUUAUUGAGCUGUAUAUUAUCAUCAUCAUUUUGCAAUUAAACUUCGUACUUUCAUUAUAUUUAUGUAUAAAAUAUUUCCAUCGCAGGGUCCAGACAUAAUGAUAGGUAGCAGUAGUAAACCAGCUGUAUAAGGAAUAUCAUACUAAAAAAAAGUGUUAAAAAAAAGUUUUAUGGUUCUGAGGGGUAUUUUUUAAAGCUUUUUCGCGGUAAAGGCAUUUUCGAGUUGGUGCUGUGUUAUUAUGUCGCUGCGUGCUUAUAUUUUCGGGUUUUCAUAUAAACGAAAAUAUUGAAAACGUCCUCAUCGCGAAAUAACUUUAAAUGUACAGUAUAAUAUAUAUCUAUAUGCAUGAAUAUACCAAGUACUACUGUUACAUCACCAUGUGUCCGGUCCCUGAUGAGACUCGUACCAUCAUGCAUAUAUAAUCAGUUUAUUUAUUCUGUAAUAUUUUUAUCCUAUGCAUAUGUAUAUCUGUUUACGUGGGUGGUAAUUUUCAGGUUUUACAAUAUGAGUUUAAUAUACUGAGAUGAAAGUAAACUUACUGUGAAUCUUCUAGUAAAUUUGUGUGGUGUCGCGAAUUAAAAUACCGUAAAUCUAUUUAUUUCUCAUAGGUAUAAAAUAAUAGCUUUUAUCAUUUUUUUCAGUAAUAAAUGUUAUACCUUUAAUUGUUUUUCAAGUAAUAAUAAAAAAAAAAUAUAUAUUUAUUCUGAAAUGAAAUUUUCGCAUUUAGAUCGUUUGCAGACAUGUCUUGAAAACAAGUACAUGUAUUCGCGAAAAUAAAGUGAUUUACAUAAUUUCAUUUUUAUAUUCAGGAUAUUUUGAAGGCACAUUGUGACAAGUGUGAUACAGUUUUAUACUGUCACAGCUCCUUGUACAAUGUCUGAAACAAGUUUGGUUUAAAUAGCUUGGAGUGUUUUUCAACGUGUUAAUUUGUUUAUGAACAGAGGGAGCCAGCAUUUGAGACUUGUAAAUUUUCUGUUUCUCUCUCUGUCUGAUGUAUUUUCUUUGUGUCUUAUGCAAUAUGUAGGAAUAUUUUAAUUAUUUAAGUUCGUCUGUCUUCGCAUCUUGAAAGGAGAUUUUGUAACAACAUUUGUGAUACCGUUCCGUCCAAGAGGGCCAAGUAAUAAAACCGUUUUUUUAC